AUGGGAACCAGUGAAUAUAGUUUACUUGGAAUUCCAGAUGACUUUCAAUAUAAUCUCGGGUUGGACUGUGUGAGGAAUAAGGUAUGGGUCGCUGCUCUGGGAGUUAUAUCAGCUGGAUUAGCUGUACUGUCAGGAUUCGGACUGCUGUUACAUUGUGGAAUGAAAUUUGCUAUCAAUACCGCCAAUGCACCUUUUCUGAUUCUAGGUAUUGGUGUAGAUGAUAUGUUUGUCAUGCUCGCCAGUUGGCAAACGACUGACGUCACAGAUAAGAUUGAAGAUCGCCUUGCUGAUACAUAUGCUGAAGCAGCCAUCUCUAUUACAAUCACCACUCUGACUGAUGUUUUGGCUUUUUAUAUUGGCAUUAUGACACCUUUUCGAUCUGUGCAGUCAUUCUGUGUUUACACAGGCACAACAGUUCUGUUUUGCUUCAUUUAUAACAUUACAUUUUUUGGAGCUGUUCUUGCAUUGAACGGGAGAAGAGAAGCCAGCAACAGGCAUUGGCUGACAUUCAGAAAAGUCAAAAGUGAUCAGGAACCAGAAGACUCUAAAUGCUAUUCAAUGUGUUGUGUGGGUGGAGCUUAUAAUAGUGAGACUGGUGCCGAACUAGAACAUCCAGUUUAUUUCUUCUUUCAGAAAUAUUAUGGUCCCUGGCUCACAAACAUUUGGACCAAGGCACUUGUGGUUGUCCUAUACAUUGGUUACUUGGCUGUCAGUAUUUAUGGUUGUAUAAAUAUCAAAGAGGGAAUUGAUCUCAGAAAUCUGGCCUUUGAUGGUUCUUAUGUGAUUAAAUUCUAUGAUGAUCAAAGUGCUUUUUUCUCAAAAUAUGGACCACGUGUUAUGGUUGCUGUCACUGAACCCGUGGAAUAUUGGGAUUCCACUGUUCAGGAUGAAAUUGAAACCUGCAUGGGCAGAUUGGAAAACAACUUGUAUGUAGAUCCUGAAUUGUCAGAAUCCUGGCUUCGUGUGUACAUUGCCAUAACUAAACAGAUGUUAAUAGACAUUCAGGAAAAAAAUGCAUUCUUGGGAAAUUUAUCUAUAUUGUUUCACAUUGUUCCUGUAUUUGAACAUGACAUUAGGUUUUCAGAAAGUAAGCAAAGAAUUGAUGCUUCUCGCUUUUUCAUUCAGACCAUUAAUGUCAAUACUCCAGUCGCUGAGAAAAACAUGCUGAUUGAAUUAAGAAAGCUGGCACAGGAAUGUCAAAUCCCUUUGCUGGUGUACCAUCCUGCAUUUAUCUAUUUUGAUCAAUAUCUUGUUAUUGUAUCCAACACAAUACAGAAUGUAGUUGUUGCUGCUGCUGCAAUGCUGAUCAUUGCGCUAUUGUUAAUACCUAAUCCAAUCUGCUCUAUAUGGGUAACAUUUUCUACUGCAUCAGUUUUAGUGGCUGUGGCUGGUUUUAUGACGUUUUGGGGUGUCAAUUUACAUUCGAUAUCAAUGAUUAAUCUGGUCAUUUGUAUUGGUUUUUCUGUGGACUUUUCAGCUCACAUUUCAUAUGCAUUUGUGUCUAGUGACAGAGAAACUGCAAAUGAACGAAGUAUUGAUGCAUUAUACAGCCUUGGAUAUCCCAUCAUCCAAGGGGCCCUUUCGACCAUACUGGGUGUAGUUGUACUGGCUGCUGCAGCAAGUUACAUAUUUAGGACAUUUUUUAAAAUCAUGUUUCUUGUCAUAACGUUUGGGGCUGUUCAUGGCCUUAUAUUUUUGCCUGUGUUCCUGACAUUUAGUGCAAACUGCAGAAAGUCAAACAGUGCAAAAUCAGAUAAGAGAACAAAUCCGGAGGGAAACCCUGGCAAUUCCAACGAGGCAUUGGAACAAAAGGACGAGAAUGCAAAGAUUUAGAAGUCGUGCUGCAGGCCUACAAAACCUGGAGUGCUGUGAGCAGUCCUGGGCACAACAUCUUCUAAAGGAUAAAAAUAAUGUCAGAGGGAGAUCUUUUAUAUUGACAUCUGAAUUACUGCUGAAUUGGAAUCACUUUACCA
This is a messenger RNA of Chiloscyllium plagiosum (whitespotted bambooshark), 1973 nucleotides long. The record is from RefSeq and is a predicted model, not a curated record. Lineage: Eukaryota; Metazoa; Chordata; Chondrichthyes; Orectolobiformes; Hemiscylliidae.